Solea senegalensis (Senegalese sole) is the source of this 6263-nucleotide messenger RNA. It is a transcript of the gene amigo1, whose product is annotated as adhesion molecule with Ig-like domain 1. Bases 764 to 2305 code for a protein of 513 amino acids. Gene Ontology annotation, molecular function: protein binding. The record is from RefSeq and is a predicted model, not a curated record. The transcript is spliced from 2 exons. Gene Ontology annotation, biological process: brain development. Lineage: Eukaryota; Metazoa; Chordata; Actinopteri; Pleuronectiformes; Soleidae.
CAGCAGCAGCAGCAUCAUCAUCAUCUUAAGCAUCAGCAGCACAGCACGAAGACAGCAGCAGGCCUCCAGCCACCGACUGCCUCAUUCUUAAUUAUCUCCAUGGCUGCUGAUGAGAUCCGGCAGGAGCUGAAGAUGCUCAGAAUGCGCCAAAUAUUAUCUGCAAAAAUCGGACGCCUGUUCGUCUGUAUACAGAGCAACAUGAAAUCCGACAGAGCUGCUUAAAAUAGACGUUCUCGCUAGUUAAUACGUGUGAUUUGGUGUGUAUUAUUAUUUGCACCGGGUGUUGGAUUUGACGAGGAUCUCUCCAGUGCGCUCCCUCCACCCUGCUGCUGCUGCUGUUGUUGUUGUCCUCCUCUUCCUCGUCAUCAUCAGCAGCAGCAGACACACUCGGUCAGACGGACACCAUCUGUAUACAGCAACACUGUAAACAGACGAGGGACUGUUUUUGGGUUGUUGUUUUUUUUAAAAGACGCAGUGGAAGGUAGGUGGUUUGUGUCUCUCCAUGUCUCGGAUCACGCUUCCACCUCGUGCACGUUUGUUCUCCAGCAGAAUGGUGCAGUGCAACAGCGUUUGCUCAGCUCUUCCACAAAUGGACAAGGACAUGUCAGAAGGGGGACAGGACAGGAUAUGUUUUCAUGGUUUCACGCUUUGAAUGAUAUGCUUUCAAUGAGCAAUGCCUAGGAGGCCACCGGUUACUCUUCAAUGCUGUUUUCUGAGAAUGGAGCUGUAGUAAACCUCUGAAGGAUUUAGAUAAACUGCUAGCAUGUUGCAGCCUUCCACCAGAACAGGUGACUGCCUGUUGGAAACAUUACCUCACCAGAGUAAGCAUCCGAAAUGGGUCCUCUUCCUCACCGUGUGCGUAGCUGUCCUCUGUCUUCCAGGGGCAGCAGCAACUACCUUAAACUGCCAUAAGACAUGCAUCUGCGCCUCAAACAUAGUGAGCUGCUCAAAGAUGAACCUGACCACUGUCCCCACUCUCAUACCGAACUACACUGGCGUGCUGGAUCUCAGCUAUAAUGAGAUAACAAAGCUGCUGUCUGAGUGGACCCCGAUUGUUCUCCCAAAGCUCCAUAAUCUCCUCCUCAGUCACAAUGGUCUCUUCUUCUUGUCUUCAGAGGCAUUCAUAAAGGUGAAGAACCUACGCUACUUGGACCUGUCCUCCAACAGCUUGCGGCAGUUGGAUGAGUUCAUCUUUGAGCCUUUGGCCAACCUGGAGGUUCUCCUGCUCUACAACAACCUAAUUUCACAGAUUGACCGCUCAGCCUUUGUUGGCGUGAUCAACCUCCAGAAGCUCUACCUUAGUCAGAACCAAAUCUCUCGAUUUCCACUGGAGCUGGUUAAGGAAAAGUCCCGUCUGGAGAGACUUAGCCUCCUGGAUGUGUCCUCCAACAAGAUCAAGUUGUUGCCCAUUGAGGAGCUUAAGGCACUGCCUGCUUGGUUAAAAAAUGGCCUCUACUUCCACAAUAACCCUCUGCCCUGUCACUGUGAUCUCUACACGCUCUUAGCCCACUGGUACCUUCGAAAACUCAACUCUGCGGUGGACUUCAAAGAUGACUACACAUGUAUUCUGCCUGGUCUGCAAAAAAAACAAGUAGCUGUUUUUGAUCUCAGUGGUGAAACGAUGAACUGCAGCACAUUCAAGGAGGCAGGUGAAGAGGCUUUUCUGGAGCAAAUACUUACACUGAGCUGUGACACCAAACACAGAGACAUGUCAAAGACCUGGACCCUGCCUGGCAAUGUGCCAGUGAUACCUGGAAGCAACCAGACUGCCAAAGUCCUGCCGGACGGAAGUUUGCAGAUAAGUUCAGUGAGGUCUGACGACUCUGGGACUUACACUUGCUUUGCGAUGAGCGAGGCCAUAAAUGAGACGAUCUAUGUGGUUCUGAAGGUUCACAACCUCACCAUGCAUGGGAGCGGCGAGACCUUGAACACGGCAUACACCACCUUAGUUGGCUGCCUGGCCAGCGUAGUGCUGGUGUUAAUGUACCUUUACUUGACACCAUGCCGCUGUUUCUGCUGCCCCAGCAAGGGUAAGACUCGUGGAGAGGACAGCAUCCACUCCUCUAUGCUCAGUGUGACCCCAACCCAUGAGGACCCAGCACUCAAAGCUGAGCUGAACAAGCAUGUGGCAUUCAUAGAUUCAAAGGACUUGCAGGGCCAAAAUGGAAAGCUGAACCCCAACGGGAACGAGAAUGAUGACGAUGAUCUGGAUGCAGAGGCUGGCUCUCUAAUGAAGGGGAAGAGGAAGAAGUCAGUAGCAGAGUCCAUUAGCUCAGUCUUUUCAGACACUCCCAUGGUGGUCUGAGAUGAUACAAUGGAUAUCACAAGACUGGAUGCACACUGGUACAAUGUGAGCCAUGUUUUAGUUAAUGUAAACUGUGAGUGACCUUGUGGGACAACACGGACAAAGGAUGUUCGCCUGCAGUUGCUGGCAAAAGAAAAAUAAGGAUCUCAAAGGGAGUAAAAAAUAAAAAACUGACUUAUUGAUGUUGACAAUAAGCCAGACUUUUUUCCAGCAGUUCAAUCUGUAGCACUUAACAUACUGUGAAUGAAUGGCAGUGUGCACGGACACAGAAACUACUGAAGUCUUAAGGACGGAGGAUGGAUACAGUAUAUUGUUGAUAUUAGCACUCAGGAAGUGAUAGAUUACAUAACAAAGGGGGGGGGGGCAUAUGACACAUGCACAGAUUGAUUUGAAUAAACAAAAUCACUCACAUAAAAUAGAAAUUGAAACCAUGGCUGGCUCAUAGUUAUAGUUUAAACAGGAAGUACUGUUGAAGAAGAGACCACAUCUUAUGUAAACAUUUCUCUAUCAACACAGGGAGACACUUCCAGGUCAUACUUACCGUGUUCUACCGUGCAGAAUUCAACUGGAGGUGUACAUGGAUUCAUCCGCGUAGGGUUCGAAAGGGCCAACGCAGGAAUAGGAGGAUGACCUUUGCACACAUGUGGACACAGAAAGUAUGACCCGGGCCUUUGACAGACAAAGUGCUGUCACUGGGCUAUGGUUACACGCGUAAUUAACCUUGGGACAUCUACAUAGAAACAGCAUGUCAUAAACCAACUGUAUAUGAGACGAUCAGACCAUGAGUGAGAUCUAGGACAUCAGUAUUCAACAUUUAAUCUAUUGAAGAAGCGAUGACACAACUAUAUUAAGAGGUCAUUGUCAUCUUAAUCCAGACUGAUCCUUAUUAGUAUUCAUAUGGAAAUUGAUAGAGGAAUAUACUUUUCCAUCGCUAUAUUAAGAAUUUGUUUAUAUGUAUGAAUAGUAUAAAAUCAUUAACCGGCUUGAGAUAGAUCAUUGUUUAUAAAAAUAACUGUGUAAUCAUAAUAAUAGCCUCUUAGUGACUGAAUAUCUAUGAUAUAAUCCCGAACGAACUACUGAAGCCUCACAUAGCACAUUGUUUCAAUUCUGCAUACACACAGGUUCCAUGGUCCUUACAAGGACAGACAGACUCCUCCUCUUAGUCCCAAGUUAUAGCAUUUAUGUCUCUCUGUCACAUUAGCAAGUUAAAAACCAAGCCCACGCUAAACGCUGCCAGCCUUAGUUCAUUUAAUACUUUUCUUGGUGUAAAUUAUGCACCUUAUAUAAUAUCCUGAUUUGUUUUAAUGUACAUUGCUAAAGAAAAAACUAAAAAAAACAUGAGCCUCUGUGUAUUCAAUCAUUAUGUCAAAUGGAUUAUGUUGUAGAUUUGAUUGCGUUUUGCUGAAAUGAACAAUUUACACUGAUUUCAAAUGUAGCGUGGUUGGUAGGAAAUGAUGUUUGUAGUAUUAGCAGGCAACAUUAGAGCCAUUUAAUAAAACCAGUGGGGUUCCUUUUGAGGAGGAAGCUUCAGAAGCAACAAUAAUUUGACAGUUUGUAGCCGACUGCAGGAAACCUUCUGCAUCACAGGAGACUCUCCUCAGAGAUUCCUUCCUCUUAAUGGUUAUGAAUAUAUCUAUUGUGUUGUAUGCUGUGCAUAUUUCAUUAACACGCUUUUUUCAAAAGGAGCCUGUGUUUUGGCGUAUACAAGAGCGAGUGUUUGGAUUUAAAUGUUUGGCGUUUGUGUCAGAGUACAACAAGGCAAGCCCCCAUGUAAAUGCUAAUUGCAUCCUUAGAUGGGCGGCGGCUUCCCUCUUAUUUCUAUGUCUUUGUCUCUUUGAGCAUUAGAGGAUAGGUGUGUUAUCGCGAGUCGCAGCAACUCAAAGCCAUUCUCUCUGGCUCCCUGUGCUCAGUCAUGUUUGCUGUGUUUGUGUACCUUUCUCAUUAUGGGGCUGCCCUUAUGUAAGUUCAAAAGCAAACAUUCACCUCGGCAAUGAAUGUGAUGCCAUUUAAGAAGUACGUAGUUUUUGUUUAUCGGGGGGGAAACACCUGGUGCUCCCAUUCAGCAUUUGCUCUCCCAUCAAAUCGUAUGGUUGGAAAGUGUCAAAUUAGUUUUCCAGAAACCACAAUAUACUGCAAGUGUGUAAACCACACACACACACACACACGUUGCACAGAAAUAACAAUUAAGCUCUGAAAUGGUGAGGGAUGUAAAUGUUCUUUUGGAGCAAUGGAUGAAAUUUGGCGGAAUAUUUACGGUUGCAGUGUGCACCACAGCGUCUCCUGUGUGGGUGAGAAAAGGAAGUCACACUCGGUGUGUGUGUGUGAAUCAUUCCACUCGCUCACACACAGGAAUACCAGGUGGAGAAAUAUAGAGCAGCAAAAAAUACCACAGGAUGCACUUAAAACACACAGAGACAGACGGAGUGAGAGAGGUUUAGCACUACACUGCGGACCGGCGUGCCCCAUUUUAAAUGAACCAGGCUCCAUGUUAUGCUCUUCUGGAUUUGAACAAGCCUCUGUGCCCUGUCGUUGUUCAGUGGGAUCAGUUUGCUCUUGAUUUCAGGGCCUUAGAAGCUGGUAAAUGUUCAAUUCGCAGAAUCUGAGCUUGAAGCCAAACGUGUAUACAGAUAUUAUGGCUGCUGAAUAGCACACAUUCAACCGCCAGACCAUCAUAUCAUGUGUUUGCCCCAAAGUAACCCAGUGUCAAUCCAGUUAAAUUUGCCAUGGGUAAUAGGUGGUCUUCUGUGGAUUGUCAGUGAAAUUACAAGUUGCAUUUAUGUACAGAGAAAAACAGAGCUACUGCUGUUGACGAUAGAGAAGGAAAAAGAGUGGUUUGUUCCCUCCAAAACAAUUCUGCCUACCUAUUUAUCUCUCUAUAUAUACAGUAUAUAUGUAUUAAGACUCACUUUUCUGUGCUCAGUAUUGAUUACCCGUGUACUGCUAUGUUCUACCAGUGUACUGACUGUAUUCUUGUGUAAUCUGAUGUUGUUGAUCACUUUGCAUUUUUGUCUGCUACUGUUCGCUGUUUCAACAUUCAAGUCUUGACAUAAAUGUUUAUUUUUUAUGUAGGGUGGGGUUUAGUUUUUUAACGAAAGAGGAUUAUUUUACACUUAACUCAGCUGAAGAAUAAGGUUGGUCUGAAAAUGCAUUUGACGGUUGCCGGUUGUGAAAUCAGUGGUCGUGGUCCGUCCCAAUGGGCAGUGAGUAUGAGGCCGUGGGAUGUUCAGUCAGUGUUUGACUUAGGUUGUAAAAGCCAUAACAAAUUCAAGGAGAGCGCCUGAUGUAGAGACAUGAUACGAGUUUUCAGGUGGACAUACUUCUAUUCUAGCGGAUACGUUUUUUCUGUAACAACAAAUUAUUAGAUAAAUAAAAAAAAAAAACAUAUAAUAAGGAUUAAGAGAUCUGCCAACGCACAAGGAUGAAGUCUUGAAACAUGGAUUUCGAGGGUGAAUAAAUCUUCUCAGGACUAUCUCAUUUUAAAGUUCAAAUAUAAAAAUUCUAAACGUUUUCAUAUUUGCAGCAACAAUAAUGUUUGAUAAUGGACAUCAGUGCAGAUCAUAUUUGCAGUUAUAGCACUUUAUUGUCAGUGAGAGAAGGGAGUGGCCCCUCACUGCCCGACACACAUCGAUCUCCAUUCAUCCACAUAUGUAGUAGCAAUUACAGGAACAUCCUUAAGAUAGCAGAGCUAAAAGCUCUCUGCCUUCACAACGUGCUACUACAAAUGUCCAUGGGAUGAGAACGGAGCUUUUAACACCAUUAAAAGCAUGGAGUUUAUUGACCACUGCUUCGGGGAUGAGCUGGUUGGUCACCGCCAUUAAAUCUUGAAAGGCCUCACAGCUAAUGGAAUGGCUUUGCAUGGUACAUUUAAGAGCUUCUCUGAAUUCAGAAUAGGUGCAACCUAGUAGAAAUGUAAGAAUAAUGACAUUUCAGUUGGCUCAAUAAACGAUCAAGAUUUGAA